AUAUUGUGUCUGUACAGCGGCGCGUGCAGGUGUGUUAGAGACUGACCGGCGCCUGCGCACAUUCUUUCAACGGUCACCAGAGUCUUGACUCUGUCGAAGUACUCGAUGACGUGAUUCGUUAAAUAGUCCCCGACCACCAAAACCCUGGGAUGGAGAAAGAGAUGCCACAACAAAUGAUCCUAAGCAUAUAGCGCAACAAUUUGAAUUCGUUACUUUUGCUUUGAAUGGUAGUGAAGACUGCCUCUACCUUAAUGUCAGUACACCAAAAUUACCAGAAAAUGAAACUUUUGAUCAUCUACCAGUUAUUGUGUAUAUACAUGGCGGUGGUUUCAUAGGCGGCAACGGGAUCACUAAAGAGUUCAAUAUACCAGAUCAGUUAAUUGAUCAUGAUGUGGUUCUUGUUACUAUUAAUUACAGACUGAACGUAUUCGGUUUCUUAUCACUAGAUCUUCCUGAAGCAGCCGGUAAUAUGGGUUUAAAAGAUCAAGUUUUUGCACUAAAAUGGGUUCGAGAUAACAUCAGAGUAUUUGGAGGAGACCCAAAUAAUGUAACCAUUUAUGGACUUAGUGCUGGUGCGGCAUCUGUUGAAUAUCUUCUGCUAUCUGAAACUUGCAAAGGUCUCUUCUCUAAAGCCAUAUUGCAAUCAGGAUCCGCUAUUAACCAUUGGGCUAGUCAGUAUAAUAUUCUUGACCUUAGUGUAAAAUUAGCUCAAAAUCUUGGCUUUAAAGGCAAUGAAACUGAUACAAAGGCGAUACUUGCGUUUUUAAUGGAGCAACCGUCUGAAAAUCUUAGUAUAAAAGCAAAAGAAACUGUUGCUGCAUCGGCAGUAGAUGGACUAAAUUUUGGCUUUGUACCAUCAAUCGAGAAAGAUUUUGAUAACGGUGAAGCUUUCCUUACCACAUAUCCUUAUAACUUAUUGGACAGCGGAAACUUUAUCCGAGUUCCAACUAUCAGAGGAUUUUGUGAAAUGGAAGGUCUUUUAAACGAAAUGUUUAAUCCUAAUGUUGUUAAAAAAUUGAAGGAACAUAAAAUAUUUACUGAUAUCUGGAAGUAUCCCAUAAACUCUAAUGAUCGAGAACAUUACAAUAAGAAGUUAUAUGAAGAAUAUCUUCAGGGAAAAAAUAAUGAUACUGAAAUAGAAAAUGGUAUUUUUGAGUUUUUAGGUCACCACGAUUUUACUGCUGGUAUUAUAUUAGCCACUCGAAAGGCGAUUCUUUACGACGCCAUACCUUCUUACUUGUAUAUGUUUGCGUUUGAAACUCCGAACAAUUUUGUUAGAAAACUUUUUAAAAUGAGUAGAAAAGGAGUUUGCCACGGGUCUGACGCAGGCUAUACGCUAGGAAUAGAUACAACAAAAAUUUAUGGCAAGAUAACUCCCACCACGUCUGAUGUGUUGAUAAGUAAAAGAAUGUGCAAGAUGUGGACGGAUUUUGCCAAAACAGGGAAUCCGACUCCGUCUACUGAUGAUCUUAUACCUAUUGUGUGGCCAGCUUACAACGAUAAAGAACAAUCAUAUUUGGUGAUAGAUGAACAAAUGAGAAUUCAACACAGAUAUGAACCUUCAAAAAUAGCUAUAUUUGAAGAAAUUUAUAACAAAUAUAGAAAAUAAAUUAAAGAACCAAAUCAACAAAUAAAGAAGUGGAGUUCUCAAUUCGAAAUAAAAUUACAAGAACAUUCAGCGCUAUUUACAUCACAUCAUUGGAAACAUAUAACUUUUUAUACGACUUUU
Molecule: messenger RNA, 1729 nt
Organism: Diatraea saccharalis (sugarcane borer)
Lineage: Eukaryota; Metazoa; Arthropoda; Insecta; Lepidoptera; Crambidae
Source: the annotation of a GenBank genome assembly